This is a messenger RNA of Diabrotica virgifera virgifera (western corn rootworm), 1902 nucleotides long. RefSeq names its product E3 ubiquitin-protein ligase RNF13. The record is from RefSeq and is a predicted model, not a curated record. Lineage: Eukaryota; Metazoa; Arthropoda; Insecta; Coleoptera; Chrysomelidae. The transcript has 7 exons. Gene Ontology annotation, cellular component: cytoplasm; nucleoplasm. The coding region runs from base 236 to 1459 and encodes 407 amino acids.
CGUCAAUCGACGUCUAUCUGUCAAUGUCAGUUGUGUCAGUGAAUUUGCGAUGAAAGAUGUUUAUAAUUUUUAUGGAAUAAAUAAUCUUGAUUUGUGUAUUUUAAAGUUUUGAUACGCGCAGUUUUUUCCAAAUUUGAAAAUCAUCGGCAGAUAUAGAUGAAGUAUCCGUACCAAAUUAAGGGAACAAAUUUGGAUGCCAUGUGACUAGUAAUUUGUCCAAUUAAUAGAUUUCAGUAUGAUCUACAACUGCUUAUUGGGAUUGGUGUUCACUGCAUUGUUCGACAAAGGCCUGGCUGAAAUUUACGCUAUUAAAUAUGAAUCUCAAUUUUAUCACGAGGAAUUUGCUGAUAAACCAGCCCUAUUUGGACCGAGUCUUAAGGAUAUAGCUUUGACCGGCAUGUUGAUAGAAGCAAAUCGCUCAGAUGGUUGCGUACCCAUCGUCCCACCACCUAACAUAGAUAACGACGUAGGGAAAUGGAUAGCGUUGGUGAGAAGGUCCUCAACGGAGUACAAGAAUUGUACCUUCGAGAUGAAGGUCCGCAACGCGCAGGCGGCAGGAUACAACGCUGUCAUUGUCUACAAUGUCGGCUCCGAUGAGCUUAUCCCGAUGGGGGCCAACAACUCGACAGGCAUUUACAUACCUGCUGUGUUCGUGGCUGAGAAAAGCGGGUUGGCUCUGUUAGAUAAAUAUGCCAACAACCCAGAAUACUUCAUUGUUGUUAAUGGAGAUUCGCCGUUUGAUUUACCGACUCAUUUACUAGUACCGUUUUCUAUCGCUAUUGGUAUAUGCUUUAUAGUUAUGGUUGUUUUUAUGAUAUGGAAAUGCAUAAAAGAUAGAAGACGACUAAGGAGAAAUAGACUGCCGAAAUCUGUAUUAAGACAAAUCCCGCUACACAAGUUCCAGAAGGGUGAUCCCUUCGAUACAUGUGCCAUUUGUUUGGACGAUUACGUGGAAGGAGAAAAAUUAAGAGUUCUUCCUUGCAACCAUGCAUACCAUAUGAACUGUAUAGAUCCAUGGUUGACGAAAAAUCGACGAGUAUGUCCCAUAUGUAAACGUUGUAUUUGGGGCAGCAAAGAAAGACGUUCGGAAUCGGACAGUGACGAUACAGAUACUGACGAUACUUCCCCGUUAAUCAAUCCUCGAAACAAUACUACGCAGGGAGGCACUUUUCAAGAACAAUCUGAAAAUCCAUUCCAAAGAGCUAUUAGGUCCAUUUCUCAAACAUCUGGAGCGGCUACGACGAACUUCGUGACGGCGUCCGGCCAUCAUAGCAUCAACGGAGACUACCAAAGUCUUGACAGUAGUGCAGAAGUGACUACUAGCACCUCAACCUCAGAGACGUUCAAUAGUGUUAGCGACAUGCACAGCAUCAAUCCUUUCGAUGAAGUGGAUGUUACAGUUCUUCAAGCGGACGCUGUUAGUAAUAAUUCCAGUUUGGACGGUGUGGUUUACGCGUAACUGUUGGUUUUGGCGAGGUAGUAGCUGCGUACGGUGGUUUACGAUUGAACAUGAUGUGUUUUGAUAAACAACUAGAAGGGAUUGCAGUUGUUCCAAGUCUUCAUGCAUGAAAAGUCAUAGUGCUUCGUCGAAAAACAGCCGUUCGGGUCUCAGUAAGAUAUUAUAUGCUUAGGAUUCAUUAUUUGUUUGCGUAUGCCUAUUUAUACAUACAUGAUACUUUGGAACAACGUGUCUUUCUAUCUGAUGCCAAAGAAUUCAUUCGGUAUUUUUAAAAAUUGGUUCUUAUAACACUUAUUUUGGACAAGGUGGAUAUUUAAUGGUACAUUUUAUAGUGCAAAUCCCAAACCACCAAUAGUCCAGAAAGCCACUGCGCACCCGCUAGGAAAAAUAUUCUAAUUCGUAUUUUUUGCACAAUCUUACUCAAAAAGGACUCCUUUUAACAA